This is a messenger RNA of Myxocyprinus asiaticus (Chinese sucker), 4259 nucleotides long. RefSeq names its product transcriptional enhancer factor TEF-1-like. The record is from RefSeq and is a predicted model, not a curated record. Gene Ontology annotation, molecular function: DNA-binding transcription factor activity, RNA polymerase II-specific; RNA polymerase II cis-regulatory region sequence-specific DNA binding. The transcript has 14 exons. Gene Ontology annotation, biological process: embryonic organ development; hippo signaling; regulation of transcription by RNA polymerase II. NCBI's taxonomy places the organism in Eukaryota, Metazoa, Chordata, Actinopteri, Cypriniformes, Catostomidae. Gene Ontology annotation, cellular component: transcription regulator complex. Bases 463 to 1731 code for a protein of 422 amino acids.
AACUCCGUUCUUCACGUUCAUUUCAUUCUUGCCCUCAUUCCGCGCAUACUUCACAUCGUUGUUAGAUACGCGGAAUAGUCGCGCUCUCGCGCUCCGACUACAAGAAAAUAAAGCGAUCAGCUGGAAAUAAAUCCGUGCACGCGCUCGAUCAGAUUGCUGUGCAUCGCACAUUUAAAAGACUGAGAUUGUGCAAACAUCUGCAGAGAUUUUCAUCACAUCUAGAGGUCCAGAAUUUUUUUUUUCCUACAAGCUGUGCCAACAAGUUUCCCACAAUCUCGUUUUAACUAGAGAAUGGACCAGAAGAAGCGAGACAUCUGCCCAGGGUGGAUGUGUGCCUUGCAGUUUGUGCUGAAUCGCACCCAUGUCUUUCGUUUGGCCGGCUGAGGUGGCCUGGAGGGUAAAGUGUAUUGUUGGCAUUCCUUGCACUCCCUAGGCCCAAGCUCAGAGGUCCCAGUCAUUGCAAUGGAUCCCAGCAGUUGGAGCGGCAGUGAAAGUGCUGGGGAGGAUAUUGAGAGGAUGAGCGACUCGGCCGAUAAGCCCAUGGACAACGACGCUGAGGGCGUGUGGAGCCCUGACAUUGAGCAGAGCUUCCAGGAGGCUUUGGCCAUCUACCCUCCCUGCGGCCGACGGAAAAUCAUUCUGUCCGAUGAGGGGAAAAUGUAUGGUCGUAACGAAUUAAUCGCUAGAUACAUCAAACUCAGAACAGGGAAGACACGGACGAGAAAGCAGGUCUCUAGUCAUAUCCAGGUUCUUGCCCGGCGGAAAUCCAGAGAAUUUCACUCCAAGCUAAAGGACCAGACUGUGAAGAAUGAUGCUCUCAACAGGAUGGCAGCCAUGUCUUCAGCGCAGAUCGUCUCAGCAACGGCCAUCCACAGCAGACUUGGUCUGGCGGGGCUCCCACGGGCCACCUUGCCUGGUGCGGGAGGGUUUUGGCAGGUGUCAACAGGGCAGCCUGGCUCCUCACAAGAUGUUAAACCGUUCCCACAGCAGAAUUACCCCAUCCAGACAGCCACAGCCAUCGCAGCUUUCGAGUCCCCCAAACCCCCAGCUACUGCAGUGCCGGCAUGGCAGGGACGCUCUAUCGGCACCUCCAAACUGAGACUCGUGGAGUUUUCUGCCUUCCUGGAGCAUCAGCGGGACCCAGACUCAUACAACAAGCAUCUGUUUGUGCACAUCGGCCAGACGAAUUAUUCAUACAGCGAUGCACUCCUUGAGACAGUGGAUAUACGUCAAAUCUACGAUAAAUUCCCUGAGAAAAAGGGGGGGCUAAAGGAGCUGUUUGGAAAAGGGCCUCAGAACGCCUUCUUCCUGGUCAAGUUCUGGGCCGUCCUGAACUGUAACAUCCAGGAGGAUUCUGGAGCAUUCUAUGGCGUGACCAGUCAGUAUGAGAGCUCAGAGAACAUGACCAUUACCUGCUCGACAAAGGUCUGCUCCUUCGGAAAACAAGUGGUUGAAAAAGUUGAGACGGAGUAUGCUCGGUUUGAGAAUGGUCGCUUUGUGUACAAAAUCAGCCGGUCACCCAUGUGUGAAUACAUGAUCAACUUUAUCCAUAAACUAAAACACCUGCCUGAGAAAUACAUGAUGAACAGUGUACUAGAGAACUUCACCAUACUAAUGGUGGUGUCGAACAGAGAAACACAAGAGACGCUGCUGUGCAUGGCCUGCGUGUUUGAAGUAUCAAACAGCGAGCACGGUGCUCAGCAUCACAUCUACAGACUGGUCAAAGACUGAGGCUACCCGUCUCGUACGAGCAACACAACGAACAGUCAGCCAGCUACUCGCUGCCCACAGAGAGCGAAAAAGGAACUCGAGAACAGUGGUGACUUUAUAUUCACUGAGGCUUUUACCCGCAGCAAAUACACAGCUGACAGCAGCCAAUGGCGGAAGAGCCUGUCGGACUAAGAAAAGCCUUUGAAUGACUCACAAGCUCAUUUAGGUGGCUUUGCCUCUGGCUUUUGGCACAUUUUGUGUCUGGAAUGAAUAACUACAUUUAUUAUAUUUUUUGUCAUCUGUGUUUCUGUGUUUUUCUUUUUAAUCUGUUGCGUGAGUAAAUUGGCGGUACUGUUUUGUUACUUUGUUGGGAAGUCUGUGUUUAACCUAGUGUUUUGGAUGGACAUUGCUUAUAUAAAAAUGUAUUGGCAUAGUUUUUUUUCUUCUGUUAUUUCUGUAUUUUAUUCUCACACUGAACUGUAUAUUGCAAAAACUUUGCCCCCAGGUAUUUUUCACCUUUAGUGAAAAGAUCAUAAAAAGGUACUGUAUUAUUUAUGUGGAACUUACUGCCUUAUACACUGUGCACAUGGGCCGUUCCCAGUGUGACCUACAGUUAAACAUACUAAAACACUAUACUUAGAUACAUGCAUUUUAUUUUAAUAGAAACUUUUAGAAAACAGCUAAAAAUAGUUAAUUGAACAAAUUGCAGGAUAUACAUAAAUCAAGCCAUUUAAGAUGUUAAUUUGUGAAUUUUCAGAGCGUAUAGUUUAAGAAACUAGCACAUUUUUAUCAGAUAAAUGGUCUGUUACUUCCCAUAUUAAAGGAAUAUUCCGGGUUCAAUACAAGUUGAGCUCAGUGAACAGCAUUUGAGGUAUAGUGUUGACUAAUACAAAAAGUAAUUUCGACUCGUCCCUCUUUUUCUUAAAAAAAAGCAAAAAUCGAGGUUACAGUGAGGCACUUACAAUGGAAGUUAAUGGGGACAAUGGAAGUGAAUGGGGACAAUUUUAGGAGAGUUUAAAGAGAGAAAUGUGAGGCUUAAAAUUGUAUAAAAGAACUUACAUUAAUUCUUCUGUUAAAACGUGUAUUAUUUGAGCUGUAAACUUGUUUAAAUCAUCGUUUUUACCGUAAUUUUAGGGUUUGUUGACAUUACGUUAUCAUGGCAACGAAGUUGUAAAAUUGGCUAUAACUUCACACAGAAAAGGUUAGUAAGUGAUCUUAUCACAGUAAAAUCAUGUUAACACACAUUAUGUUUAUGUCUUGUGGCUAUACUUUUGAAACAGUGUUUUAACAUUAAAACAUUGGCCCCCAUUCCCUUUCAUUGUAAGUGCCUCACUGUCACCCAGAUUUGUGCUUAUUUUAAAGAAAAGGAGGGACAAGUCAAAACUAAUUUUUGUGGUAACCAACAUUAUGCCACAACUGCUGUCGAUUGAGCUGAACUUGUAUUGAACCUGGAACAUUCCUUUAAAAGAGGCUACACAAGCAAGGAAAUUUAAAUAGCAAAAUCACCAAAGCAUAAAAGAAUAUUGUGCCUUAGUGUUUACCAUCAGUCUUGUCUAAUUCUGAGUAAAGGUAUGUAAUCGAACUUGACGUUUGUAUUUUGUCCCACAAAAAUGUUGACUUACCAUAUUUUUUGUCAAGCCAGUCUAAGAAAUAUAGGUCACUAUUUUCUCUUUUCAUACACCAAAUAAAUACACUCUGUCACUUCUGUUCAUGCCAAGUGAAUGCUACAGGUGUUGAAAGUGCCUUUUUUUUCCAACUCAGAAAAGAUUUGAAAUGUUGACACCAAAACAGCGAGUCAGAUUUGGAUUCUAUCACCAUAAUGCCUUUGACAUUUUAAUUCUUUUGAAAGCUGGGAGAAAUGUGAUUAAUUCUUAAACUGGCUGACAGAAACGUGUUGUCUCUCUCUUGUGCAUUUAGCAAUUUUGAUGGAUAGAUAUGACUUUUAUUUUUCGAUUUUUGCUUUGUGGACCAGUCAACAAUGCAACAUUGUUUGACUGGGGCAAAGGACACAGUAUGAAACUAUAAAUGGCACAAAUGUUUUAACAGGACUUUAACCAGCAAUUCCUUCUCUAACCUGUAAGGAAAGCAGUUCAUUUUGGUGUCAUGUAUAUAAGGGAAGGACGAUAAGAUUUUAUGUACACAAAGAACCAGAUAACAGUCCAGCAGUCAUAUUUCUCUGGGUAAAAUGACUCCCAAUAAUCUGAAUUAAAUUUUUAUAUCAGUUUUAUUCACCAAACAAGAUUGCUGCAUGUCAUAUCUGAAUUUUUUUUUUUUUUUUUUUUUGGUCACUCGUUUUGGGUUUUUACCUGUUUGGGAGAAUAUCUGUUAGCAAAAUGAACAUUAAAAGAGAACACUAAUGUACUUGUCAAUUCUUUGUCAUUUUUCAGUAAGACAAGAGUUAAUCUGGAGAGCACUGAAGUGUUAUUAAGUUGGGGUAGCUUUUUAAUAGGUGGACACUUUUGUCAGUUAAUUGUUUCAGUUGUGUAUGUUUACCUUUAUGUUGGAAGGAUGACACAAAAAGAAAAUGAAAAUAAACGUUUAGUGUUUGU